ACCUAAAAUAGAUUUGAAAAUUCGGAGGAUGUUUUCAUAAAGUUUCACCAUAUUAGUGUUAUUAUUGACGAUAAACUCUCAAAAUUCAGUCCAGAGAAGAAAAUGGGUUCUGCAAUAAGAGGGAAACUUGUUAGUACCUUGUUGAAGAAACUUAGUAGAAUGCAGGAGGAUGGAAUAAUGUGUGACUUAAUGAUUCAUCUCCAAGAUGGCAGUGACUUCCAUGCACAUAGACUGCUAUUCUGUGCACUGAGUGACCUUGUCAUGGAUACAUGUGCAUCCUUACCCCCAGAUCAUAUUGUAGACCCAAAAUCAUCAUGGAUUCUUGAUUUCUCAGGGACAGGAAUAAGUAUGAAUACAAUGUCAAUUAUAGUAGACUAUGUCUAUGGCAGAGACACAAAAUUGAAUAAGGAUGAUAUAGAUACAGUUAAACAAGCAGCAGAGUUGCUUGGCAUGCCAACUGUUAUAGCACUCUGUGAGAAACAAGAAAAGAUGGCAGCUCAAAGUACAUUUGAUGAUAAUGAACAGAUUGAGGAUGAUGAUCCUGAGUUUGUAGAACCUACUGCUGCCUUUGAUAAAGUGGAGGUGACUCCAGGAGGUCGGCCAAAGAGGAAGAGGAAGUUACCUUCAAAAUUUUCAGGGGAUAAUAUGUACAUUGUUGGUGAGGACUUGCAAAGACAUUUUAGAACAAAGAAAGCUACAGAAGACAAAAGUACUAGUGAUAGAACUACAGAGACUGACAAUAGUGCCAAAAAUACUCAUGAAUCUCACCCCCAAACUAAAACUCUGAAUGCACAAAGACCUACAGUUGAUAAUGUAGUCUUAAUCAAUAACAUUCAGCAUGAAAAUACUGUUGAAGUUUCAAUCAAACAAAAUGAUCAAACCUAUAAUGAGAAUGUACAGGAUAAUGACACAAGUGGUAAUAUGGAUGAAGAUAACAAUGCUAAUGAGAUACCUGUAGUUGUAUUGGUGGAAGAGGACCUCAAAACUUUGCAGGCUGAAGAUGGUGAUAACAUUUUUGAAGUCGGGCAAGAUGAUGAUUCUGAUGUGGAAAAAACAAGUAUCAUCAAUGUGUCUGCCUAUUCCCAAGAGGUUAAAAUUCCAAACACAGGAGAACCAGUGGUAAAAGGAAAUGGUAACGAGGAAGAAAGGACACCAGUUGCAGACAUUGAGGAAGAAGGGGUAGACAAAAAGAAAGAAGGGGGAAGUAAAGGAGAAAGUGUUGAAGAAGGGGAAGCUACGACUGGCACUAAUGAGGGCACAAUUCAAGACCCAGACCUUGAAGAGUUGAAAACUGGGGCAGGGAAGCCAGGGAGUUAUUAUACGUGUGAGGUGUGCGGAUCACGCUUCAAACAAUCCAGGUACUUGAAAGAACACAUCAAGAACACACAUAGUAACAAGCAGGCAUAUUAUUGUGAGGACUGUAAUACAUUCUUUAAAAGAUUGGACCAAUACAGACAACACAUGGCUCUGCAUCUAGGGACAUUCAAGUGUGAAAAGUGUGGUAAGGUGUUCUCUAGAAGGAGGCGCCUUGAAGACCACAUUCCAAAGUGUAAAGGAGUAAAGAUUCUCUCAACAAAGAGACCUCAACUGUACUGUGACAAGUGCGAGAAACUUUUCCUGUCAUUUGUCUCUCUUAACAAUCACAUAGAACGGGAGCAUAUUCAAACGCAACCAGAACACCAACCUCCUGAUCAGCCACAAGAUGAAAACCAGACUAAUGACACUAACGAGGAAACAGCCGAUGAGAUUGAUAAGGUUGCAGAUCUCCAUAACAACUCUGAUUCUGUUGAACCAACUCCAGCUCCUUGUGCUCCCAAGAAUGUCCAGAAAUGCUCCAUAUGCAAUCUUAUAUUUGGCAGCAUUACUGGUUUGACUACUCAUAUGCGUUCAGAGCAUUUUGGUAUAAGGUAUGAAUGUGAAAAGUGUGGCUUGUAUUUCGAUAUGUCGAAUGCUCUGAAGUAUCAUCAUAGACAAGAUGGGGGCUGUAAAUUUGAAAGAGCUUCUGAGGGUUCUGAUCCUUUCCUGACCUGCCAAAUGUGCCAGGUAGUCUUCCCAGAGAGAGGAUCCCUACAACGUCAUAUGAGAUACCAUGUAGAUAAAGACAAGCGUACAUGUGAGGAUUGUGGGCAGUUAUUCUCAAGAGUGGAUCAGUUGAAUGAACACAGGAGGCUACAUAAGAUGAAUUUGAAGUGCACGAUAUGUGAGCAGUGCUUCACCAGACCCGCACGACUUAGGAAACAUCUCAGGGAACAACAUAAAGAUGUACCUGAUUACUGUCCAUGUGUCUCGAGUGAAUCACACACAUACCCAUCAUGUUCCAUCCACUUUCCUGGUGAACAGAUUCAUGAGUGUGAAAUAUGUGGUAAACAAAUAAAGGGAUCAAUGUCUAACUUUGAACGCCACAAGAAGUCACACGAACAAAAGGAAUAUGAAUGCAAAACAUGUGGCAAAAUUUUCGACAAAUAUGGUCCAUUUUAUGAUCAUGAAAAGACGCACCUGGAAAAGCCAUAUGAGUGUAGCUAUGAGGGAUGCAAUAUGGGCUUCACACAGAAAUAUAAACUGAGUGUCCAUGUCGCUGCUGUUCAUAAUAGGUCACGCUUUGAAUGUGAUGUGUGCAAUAAAAGGUUUGGCACAGCAUACUACCUGAAGCUACACAAGAAGUGUCACACAGAAGAGGAAUGGUACAAGUGUGACCACCCAGACUGCGAUAAAAAAUAUCGUAUGAAGGCUUCCCUAAAGAUGCAUCGUAUAACGCAUGGCACAGAGAGACCAUACAACUGUAAAUUCUGCAAACGUGGCUUCUGGCAGAAGGUUAACAUGAUUCAGCAUGAGAGAGUGCACACUAAUGAGAGACCUUUUACGUGUAACAUGUGUGAUCGUAGCUUCAAAUUUAAGAGCCAGUUAACAUCACACCAGAGAUUCCACUCGGGAGGUGACGAAGAAAACUUACGCUGCAGCACAUGUUACAAGAUCUUCUCCUCUAAGUCAAGCCUCACUGCUCAUGAACGUAUCCACACUGAUGGUCGUCCUUAUCAAUGUGGAAUGUGCUAUAAAUCAUUUCAGAGGAAGGACCAUUUAGUGCGUCAUGUUCAGGCUUGUCAAGGUGUCACUGACAAUCAACUGGUUCUCUCAGCGGAUGUUAGCCAAAAUGGAGAAAUUGUGUUGUCCACUGAAGGGAAUCAGCAAACUGAGUUAAUCCUCGCAGAUGCUAAUCACAGUGUGGGUGAUACCUCUAACAUGGUCAGUAUUAUUCAGCCUGAGUCAUUAAGUGAUACAAACAAUAUCCAAGUUGAAUUAGUGAAUCAGGAGGACAUAAAUGCAGAAGCUGUAGCACAUAUAACAGAGAAUGUUGAAUUGGCUGAUGAAAAUGUACAAUUGGAAGAGACUAUUGAAAUUGACCCUGAUAUUCGGGGUGAUGAGAGUGGUGUUGAGAAUGAAGGAGAUGGACAGGUGUUGUAUGUAGACCCUAAUAGUCAAGGUGUACUUGUUAAGGGAGUUGAUGGAUCUGAAAAUCUGUUCUAUGUUGUCUUAAAUCAGUCAGAGUAGAGGGAAUCUUUUGAUUUAUUGAACUAAAUAUUCCCAACAAUACAAGUAUGGUAUAGCUCUAUUCACUAUUAUAUAAUUUUCAAUUGUUUUUAUGUCACCACCAAAAUUAUGUGACAUAUUGUUAUGGUCUCUGUUUUUUGACGGCGG
Messenger RNA from Owenia fusiformis, 3693 nucleotides. Lineage: Eukaryota; Metazoa; Annelida; Polychaeta; Sabellida; Oweniidae. The record is from the annotation of a GenBank genome assembly.